ACCCAGCUUGUAAUGUUCGGCUUCUUGUAGUUAUGGAAACCAACAAGCGGCGUUUGUGCUGCUAGGAGACCCGGGGCACACGUAUCUGUACUGACCCGAGAGCAGCAACGAUGGGCAGCAAGAAGAAAGAAGUCACCCUGCAGGUUAUCAUAAGUAAUCAGGAGCAGUGGGAGGAGACUCUCUCUUCCAAAGGACUCCUAGUGGUGGACCUGUAUCAGGCCUGGUGUGGUCCUUGCAAAACAGCUGUCAGCUUAUUCCGAAAAAUUAAGAAUGAACUGGGUGACGAUCUCUUGCAGUUUGCUGUGGCUGAAGCUGAUAGUAUUGAUGCACUCGAGAAAUACAGAGGCAAAUGCGAACCCACUUUUCUUUUCUUUGCUGGAGGGGAACUUGUAGCCGUAGUGAGAGGAGCCAAUGCUCCAUUACUGCAGAAAACUAUCAUAGACCAACUUGAAGCAGAGAAGAAAGUUUUGAACCAAGGCCUAGAUCGCAAAGUGGUAAAAGAUGAGGCACUUCUAGAGGAAGAAGAGGAGAUGUCACCUAUCCCAACACAGGCUGAGGACGAUGAACUGUUACCAACAGGGAAGUCUUACACAGUGGCUAUUAUUAAACCGGAUGCUGUCGCUCAUGGAAAGACAGAUGAAAUAAUAAUGAAGAUACAGGAGGCUGGGUUUGAGAUUUUGGCUGAUGAAGAGAAAAUGAUGACUGAGUCUGAAGCCAGAGACUUCUAUCAACACAGAGCAGGAGAGGAGAAAUUUCAAGAGCUGAUACAAUUUAUGUCUAGUGGCCCAUGUCAUGUUCUUAUAAUAUCCAAAUCUGGAGAAGAGGAUGUGAUCCCUGCAUGGAGAGAGUUUAUUGGUCCAACUGAUGUAGAAAUCGCCAAGAAAGAAAAGCCUGAAAGUUUGCGAGCUCAGUAUGGUACAGAGGUUCUUUACAAUGCUGUACAUGGAAGCAAUGACCAUGAACAAGCUAGCAGAGAAUUAGCCUUCUUCUUUCCCACUUUUAAGCAACAACACACAGAGGAAUCAGCCUCAAAAAGUCCAGAGAGGACCCUCGCACUGAUUAGACCAGAUGUCUUAAGAGACAGGAAAGAUGAAGUUUUGCAAAGCAUUCGUGAGGCGGGCUUCUCUAUAGCAAUGCAAAAGGAAAUUAUGCUCAGUGAGCAACAGGUUGAGGAGUUCUACAGUGAACAUGUAAAUGAAGACUAUUACCCAGCGCUUAAACAGCAAAUGACCUGUGGCCCCGUUCUUGCCCUGGCACUGGUAAAGACCAACGCGGUAAAGCAGUGGAGAGGUUUGCUAGGACCUGCCCGGAUUACAGAAGCACUAAAUGAAGCACCAGACAGCUUGAGAGCUCGUUUUAUUCCCUCAGAGGGUGACAUUAACCAGCUACAUGGCAGUUCAUCCCCACUGCAUGCAGAAAAGGAAAUUAACUUUUUCUUCCCAGUAGAGCAUACCUUGGCAGCUAUUAAACCUGAUGCAAUGGAGGAGCACAGAGAUGAAAUCAUGGAGAGAAUACAAGUUGCCGGAUUUACAAUUUCUCAAAUAAAAGAGACUAAUCUAAGCCAAGAGAUGGCUGAGGAGUUUUACAAAGAACACAAGGGGAAGCCCUUUUUUGAACAACUUGUCAAUUACAUGUGCAGAGGUCCUUGUUUAAUGAUGAUCCUUAGCAAAGAGAAUGCAGUGCAGGAGUGGCGAGCACUGAUGGGCCCUACAGACCCCGCUAUAGCUCAAACAUCGACUCCUGAUUCUCUGAGGGGCUUGUUUGCCAAGAGUAUUCUGCAGAAUACAGUCCAUGGCUCCUCCGACAUUAAUCAUGCCACAGAAAAGAUAAAGUUUAUAUUUGGAGACAUUGAUCUGGAUGGAAAUAUCAAAGGGACCAGUUUUGAAACACCCACCAAAAAUACUGCUGAAGAUAUCGAACAAAGUGAAGAGAGCAAUGAAAGCACAGCCCUCCCAGAGAACGAAGAAGAGCCUAAACAAGAUGACAGUUAGCUGUCUUUUACCUUUGGAUAUAAAUAUAUCUUCUAUAAUGGGAGAAAUGUAUUAAUCCUAUAGCACAGCAAGGAGAUGCUAAACAGGAGCAGUGAGAUCAUGAGAUGUGUUGCAGCAUGAUUCAUAAAUUCUUCCCUCUGUUGGUCUAUAUAGUUGCACUGAAAAAUUAUAAAACUUCCCCUGAACACU
This is a messenger RNA of Rana temporaria (common frog), 2180 nucleotides long. RefSeq names its product NME/NM23 family member 9 (gene NME9). Gene Ontology annotation, molecular function: nucleoside diphosphate kinase activity. The record is from RefSeq and is a predicted model, not a curated record. NCBI's taxonomy places the organism in Eukaryota, Metazoa, Chordata, Amphibia, Anura, Ranidae. Gene Ontology annotation, biological process: UTP biosynthetic process; GTP biosynthetic process; CTP biosynthetic process. Bases 111 to 1991 code for a protein of 626 amino acids. The transcript has 17 exons.